UAUUACGAAAAUCGCCUAUUAUUAAACGACACCGUAAUGUGUAUACCGAAUACAUUGCAAUAAACUUCAGCUGAGAGAGUUAGGUCUUGGCUUACUACCAUCAUCCCUCAUCACAACAGAGUCGAUAAAAACUUAGAUAUUUCUCAGGAAAGAAGGUUAUGGCGGAGACGACGGCGGUGGAGGUGGUGACGACGGAGGAGAGUGUUAAGCAGAAAGAAGGAAGUAACCUAUUAGGUUCACCGAAAUUCAAAGAAAUCGGAAACGGUCGAUUGAAAUGCGUAGAGACAGGUCACGAAGUACUCUCCAAAGACAUUCCCUUUUACUCCAACAGUAAAAAAUGUCGUUUGGGUCUCAUCGAUUUCGCUUUGGCGAAUAAUAAAUCUCCGCUUAAUAUGUUUAAUCAAGAUCCUCUUUGCCGUUCGAAGUUGAUAUGUAAGUUGACUGGUCAUAAGGUUAAUAAGUCAGAGGAACAUAUCUGGAAGCAUAUGACUGGGAAAAGAUUUCUCAAUAAAUUAGAGCAACAGGAAGAAGGAAUGGAAAAUGGCGAGAGCUUGCAAGAGCAGCAAAGUGUAGAUUGUGGAACUAAAGCUGAAAUGAAGAAGAAGAACAAGCAAAAGAAUAAGAAGAAAAAGAAGACAAAGAAGAAGAAAGAUAAGAGAGUUGAAGAGAUUAUUUCUGAAGUUAGGAAGUCUUCUAAUGAGGAAACUGACACUGAGGAGGAAGACUUCUGGAUGCCUCCUGCUGGAGAACGUUGGGAUAACGAUGACGGAGGAGAUCGAUGGUGUUCAGAUUCAGGGUCCGAUUCAGAGUCAGAACCGGAAGCUGAAGAAGGCGAUGUAAUUGAUGGUGAUGCUGAUGUGGAUUGCAAGGAGUCAGAAGAGUUAUCCUCAAGCAGAACAAAAAGACUGUCAAUAGAAGUUGGACCCAGCAGCUUUGCUUCUAGAAAGAAGAAAAGCAAGAAGAACGACGAGACUUGAUGUAUGUUGGUUGAAUUAAGACAAGUUUUGCAGAAAAUAGGUGAAUUAAGUUAUGUCAGAUCAAGCUAUAUGCAUUAUGAAACAAAGCGAAUUUGGGUACAAACUGAACUGUAACUUGUAUCAAGAAGCUGUUUUUUUUCUCUUCUUUUUCAGUAGUUUUGUGUGAGAUCAGCAGAAAACAGUUAAAUUUUGUUUCCGAUUAAACAAUUAUUUCAUGAUUCCACCACAAUGGCUGUAAUAUUCCUUUACAUCAGUUUUAUAUGAGUUGCAAAUUUUGUGGAGACUGAAUAAACUUCUAACUCUGGAUGAGUUAAUAGCUUUUGUUCUGUUGUGAUUGGUUCAUACAUUUUGUCGAAAA
This is a messenger RNA of Medicago truncatula (barrel medic), 1335 nucleotides long. Its product is annotated as surfeit locus protein 2. Lineage: Eukaryota; Viridiplantae; Streptophyta; Magnoliopsida; Fabales; Fabaceae. The transcript has 5 exons. The coding region runs from base 159 to 977 and encodes 272 amino acids. The record is from RefSeq and is a predicted model, not a curated record.